CUGUGAAUGCAAUUGUGUUUGAAGAAAAUAAUAUCCAAUUUGAAUUAUUAACCUCCCUUCUCUCCCCUUUGUUUUCUAUUUUAACAGAUUCUUUGGAUUUUUUUUUUUUUUUUUUUUGGAGGGGACAGUGUCAUCUUGAGGGAAAGUAAGGAUGACCAACAGUUCUACCUUCUGCCCAGUUUACAGAGACCUGGAGCCAUUCACAUAUUUUUUUUAUUUAGUUUUCCUUGUUGGAAUUAUUGGAAGUUGUUUUGCAGCCUGGGCUUUCAUACAGAAAAACACAAAUCACAGGUGUGUAAGCAUAUACUUAAUUAAUUUGCUUACAGCCGAUUUCCUGCUUACUCUGGCAUUACCAGUAAAAAUCACUGUCGACUUGGGCGUGGCACCCUGGAAGCUGAGGAUAUUCCACUGCCAAGUAACAGCCUGCCUCAUCUACAUUAAUAUGUACUUAUCAAUUAUCUUCCUAGCAUUUGUUAGCAUUGAUCGCUGUCUUCAGUUGACAUACAGCUGCAAGAUUUAUCGAAUACAAGAACCUGGAUUUGCCAAAAUGAUAUCGACUGUUGUAUGGUUAAUGGUCCUUCUUAUAAUGGUGCCAAACAUGAUAAUUCCCAUCAAAGACAUGAAGGAAAAACCCAACGUGGGUUGCGUGGAAUUCAAAAAGGAGUUUGGAAGAAACUGGCAUUUGCUGACAAAUUUCAUAUGCGUUGCCAUAUUCUUAAAUUUCUCAGCCAUCAUCUUAAUAUCUAACUGCCUUGUAAUUCGACAGCUCUACAGAAACAAAGAUAAUGAAAAUUAUCCAAAUGUGAAAAGAGCUCUCAUCAACAUACUUUUGGUGACUACAGGCUACAUCAUAUGUUUCGUUCCUUAUCACAUUGUCCGAAUCCCAUACACCCUCAGCCAGACAGAGGUCAUAUCUGACUGCUCCACCAGGAUUUCACUUUUCAAAGCCAAAGAGGCCACACUGCUGCUGGCUGUGUCCAACCUGUGUUUUGAUCCGAUCCUCUACUAUCAUCUCUCAAAAGCUUUCCGCUUAAAGGUCACGGAGACGUUUGCUUCACGUAAGGAGACCAAGGCUCAGAAAGAAAAAUCAAGCUGUGAAAACAAUGCAUAAAAUAUGGGAUUUUCUCAUGCUAUCUUUUCCUGCCUUGCUGGACAACUGAGUGUACAAAACUGCUGGGAAGGAGGGAAAGAAGAACCUCCAUAAGUAAAAACACAGGCAGCUAGCUAAUGUGGCUUGGUUCACUGAGAAACCCUGUUUCUAAAUGCAAGCCAAGCCGUACUCUUGUGGUUGUUGAUGCUCCUUAACCCAAACUUUCGUACAAAAAACUAAAACGUCCUGUUGCACCAA
Molecule: messenger RNA, 1348 nt
Organism: Kogia breviceps (pygmy sperm whale)
Lineage: Eukaryota; Metazoa; Chordata; Mammalia; Artiodactyla; Physeteridae
Gene: GPR171
Product: G protein-coupled receptor 171
Biological process (GO): G protein-coupled receptor signaling pathway
Cellular component (GO): membrane
Molecular function (GO): G protein-coupled purinergic nucleotide receptor activity
Source: RefSeq, a predicted model, not a curated record